UGAAAGGGCAUAAUUGACAUGUUGUAGUCGACUAUUGGAUGCUGCCUAGGGCUUAAGCCGGUUCUGGUUCACUGUAUUGGUCAUUCCAUAAAGUUAGGCCGCCUGCCCCUAGAAAAGCGGAAUAUAUAAUAGCCUCCCGACUUCCUUACUUUCCCUUGUGUUGGCAUUUUGAUUUACAGAGGAAAUCGGAGGUCAAUUCUCCCUCUCGAUCGAUUUCAACUCCUCCGAUCUCUCUCUGCAACUUGCUCAUGGCGUUUUCCGAAAGCUCUCGACAAUCUCUCAUCCCUAAUUUCCUAUAUUCUUCGUCUUCAACCACCAGCCUGCUCAUGGGCAAAUCCAUCAAUCAUUCAAACCCAAGCCUGUUUCCUUCUCCUUCACCUCCAAAGGACCAGCAAAACUUCAUGAUAGCUUCUCCCAGUGAGCCUUUUGGGAAGAUCGAGAUGUACUCGCCUCGAUUCUACGCUGCUUGUACAGUUGGUGGGAUCCUCAGCUGUGGUCUCACUCACAUGACCGUUACUCCUCUUGAUCUCGUCAAAUGUAACAUGCAGAUUGACCCUGUUAAGUACAAGAGCAUCUCGUCUGGUUUCGGGGUAUUGCUGAAGGAGCAGGGUGUGAGGGGAUUCUUCAAGGGGGCCAGAGUAUGCUGCCAAGUACAAAACUUUGAUCUACCUGGCAGGUUCCGCAUCCGCUGA
Molecule: messenger RNA, 692 nt
Organism: Lactuca saligna
Lineage: Eukaryota; Viridiplantae; Streptophyta; Magnoliopsida; Asterales; Asteraceae
Source: the annotation of a GenBank genome assembly